Exophiala mesophila is the source of this 2682-nucleotide messenger RNA. RefSeq lists its product as uncharacterized. Gene Ontology annotation, biological process: retrograde vesicle-mediated transport, Golgi to endoplasmic reticulum. Bases 1 to 2682 code for a protein of 893 amino acids. Lineage: Eukaryota; Fungi; Ascomycota; Eurotiomycetes; Chaetothyriales; Herpotrichiellaceae. The record is from RefSeq and is a predicted model, not a curated record. The transcript has a single exon.
AUGUCGGAUCUCAACAAGUUGUCGGAUGCGCAUAUCCUAUUACUAGCAGCGCAGCUGGCCUCUGCUGCCGAACUCGAGGACCUGCUUCUUUUGCAGCACCAGCACACUGAAAUUUUGCCAAUCACCCUUAUCUACCGACUUGUUCUCUCAUUUUAUCCGACAAAUGACUCCGUACAAGCUAGGCUCGCGAGCUUCUUGAAGCGCCUGCAUAGUCAUGACCUUCCUCCUUCCAAACAUGGCAAAGCCAUCUCCAUCGACCCAUUCAUUUCAGCAACCUCAGACCACGAGGCCGUACGCCGCUGUCGAAUCCUGAAACUCGUUCCACUUCCUCAAGAACCGAUCCUUGCCACCGACAAUAAUCUUGCGAACUUUGUCGUAACUUGGUCACACCAUCUGGCUUCAAUCGGGAGUACUCCAGCCGUUCUGAACUUCGUCGAAUGCUUUCUCGACCUAGACCCUGUAUUGACAUCCUGGUAUCAAUCAUGUCUAACCCCCCAUGCUCGUCUUGAAUAUGAGCUGUAUCCUGAAUCCACCGACAUGCUCCUUCUCUCAGAUGUUGAAACCCUUUCAGGGCGAGAUGGCAUUAGCCAACUAUUGAAAUUCGCUCGAAAUGCGCACUCCUCUCCAUUGCUCAAAAGAGAUCUCGACGAAGUUGUGACCCCUUGGGUUCAAGGCUCUGGAAACUGGAAGAGAAGGAAGAUUGAACAACCAUCGGCCAAUUCAGAAUAUGCUUCAUGGAACAAUGUCAACGAUUGGUUUGUGUCCGCGAGUGUUGACGAUUUUGCCACCGUCGCGAGUGCCUUUGUGGAAUGGGAUGGUCCUCCAGCCAACCUGACUGGAGCAGACAGCAAUCCCAAAUCCCUGCCCCAGGUCGUGCUCCGGCUCCUGCAGACUGGAAUUGCAAUGGUAUAUGCGAGCUCCAAAAUCUCUCCUGAAGUCACCGCGGGUGCUCGAAACGUCCUCCGCAAGGUGGCAACAAAGUGCGACUUUCAGAUCUUCGAUAUUGCUUCUCCCGACUCAAAUAGUAGGUUGCCGGCGACAUUUACAGAGUCACUCAAAGAGUCGCAUCUCCUUCUCACGGCCCUCUUGACCCCGGGCAAUCCUUUGACCACGCCGAGUAUAUCUUCCCUGCAACUACUGCAGCACCUGCUCGAUACGGCAGACCUAAUGCUAGAUUUUGAGCUACCUGUUACGAUCACGGACCUGUCCCGACUUUGCGUGUUCGGCACAGAAAGACAGCAGAGAGAAAAGUUUCGCCAGAUGAUGCAGCGAAUCGCUCUCAAGCAACCAACUGACUGGGCCACUGCAAAAGCCAGACUAUUAAAAGCGCACGAUUGGCGCAUGUCAUCUCAAACAGAGCAAGGUCACAAUCCUUUGGGCAUCUUCUCCCAUCUGUCACCCAGGUUUAUGGACAUGCAGCUACUUGUGGCCGCUUUGGAGCACGGGCGAUAUGAUGUGGUCAAAGAACUUUACAUCGACAAUUCGAUGCCCUACCUAACUGUUGAAGAUGUCGAAAGCACGAUUGCAGCCGCCAUCUUGAAGUCAUACGACAAUGCUAGCGACGGGAACCGUGACAGUGGCGGUCUCCGUAGCGCAUAUGACAUGCUACGAACAUUCCGACCACAUUUUCCCAAAAGUGCAACGCUUCAAGACAUUGAUCAACUCAUCAAAGCAACACAUCGCUUGUCAUUUUAUCGCCUUGAUCUGCUGCACGGCGUUCCUUUCCGGCCUGUCGCUAUUCGAGUCCAAAAGAACCCCUUGAAUUUGAUCGCAAAGGUUUUGGAACAGGAUCAUAGAGCAUAUACCAAGUUAGACGAUCUUUUGGAGAUUGGACGAAGUCUCGUGCACGCACACCUACCCAGCCGGGCUUCCCUUCAGGACUCCUUAGAACCUGUUCAGAUUCGGCUGAUUGAGGCUGAACACGAGAUCACGCGACUGGCGAUUGAAGCGGCAUUGUCAGCGGAUGACUUCAACACGGCUUACUCUUAUAUCACAACCCGUUUCUCAAACAGCACGCUUCCUGAAUACUCAGACGACACGUCUUGGAGGGCGGCCUUCGCAGCAGGAAAAUAUAGGCCAUCGACGUCGCCAAAGAAUCUGGAGGCUCGCAUUGAGAACCUGGCACAGCGGAUGGAACUUUUGUCUCGCGCGUUGAUUUUAGCGCCCGUUGGAGAAUGUCUGGCGGAGAUUCUUGGUACUUGGCGACGACACGAGGAGGAGAUGAUUGCGCUGAGAGAAGAGGGAGUUUUGGAAGAACGUGCAGCUGAUGCCCGUGCCGACGGGGAAAUACCAGGGUCUUUUGGCCUCGAUGACCGGGAACUUGAUGCAGCGGAAUCGAAGCAAACUAUGGCACGCCGUGGCUGGCCGGGCGCGGCUCCGGGAAUCUCAUACGAAGAGCAUGCCCCAAUGGGCUUGUUCGACGUUGCAAAGGGCGCAGCUACCGCACUCCGGAAGAGCUCCUUCUUCCCUAUUGGCACAGGGGGUUUGCAGAACCUCAAUAUCCGAGACAACAGUGCUCCUCUGCCACAGCCCUAUGGAUUAGAUCAGCAGGGAGAUCACACGGCUAUAGGUGAACGGGUUCGCAAGCGCGACACUGUGACGAAUGCAUUUGUGUCGGGUAUGGGUUGGGUUCUAGGAGCCCAGCCGCAGGACCGUACUGACACGCGGGCAAGUAACGGAUAA